UUGAUUCUAAUUUUGCUAUUUGUGUUGGAGAGUUAUGUCGGAAACCAGAUUGUAAAUAAGAAACGACCUCAACUUGUUAUUUUCCUUGUUCCAGGGACAAAAAGUUUUAGUUUGCGCAUCAACAUCGCCUUCAGUCUCCCUUCCCUACACUUUGCGUGCCAUUUAAACACUGUAAGGAUUGUAAGUUCAUCACAAGCUAAAAGGCUGGGAAAAUAAUUACUGCGAAUUUCUCGCGUGUUUGCUCAAAGCGACUUUGAGACGACCACCCUUGAAACAAUUACAAUCUACAUCCGGCUGGACUGACCCGGGCAAGGGUUGGACUUUAAGCGCAGAUGGUUGUAUCUAUUAACUCAUCUGACGACAGCUAACUUCCUGCAAGCGCUGAUGUGUCGAGGGAAGACGACUUUUAUUCUUAUAAUACUUUAUCAGUUUUUGUCGAAGUCUUGAGCACAGGUUUCACUGUACGCGGCCAUUGUAUUGGCAUACAACGUUUCCCUGUUAGGUCCUCAACCGGAAUCGUUGCUGUCUUCACAACUGGGAUUGAUGUUAAGUCUUGUUCUGUGGAAUUCUUAAUGCUAAAUCUUAAAAAAUAUUGUCUUCCCAGUUAGAUACUGAAGUGUGUGUACUCCUUGUGAGACAAAGGUCCACACAAAAGGUAUAAUGUAGUAACGAAUACGGAUGGGAAGCAAGAACUACUCAAGUGAAUGAUAGAAGCUGCUUACUACACCGGAUGUACACAGGCUGGUAGAAAAAUUUUUCCAUCAUGCAGAAAUAUAAAAAAAUCCUCCUCUUGCUGCUUACUGCUUGGAUGCUACAGCCAGGAAAGUCCGAGAAUAGUUGCAACAAGCUUAAGUUCGUGAAUUUAACCGACCAGAAUAAAGUGAUUACAGCCGAAGAAGGAAUGAACUUCAGUGUAACAUUCUACAUCAGCGCCGGCGUCUGCAACAAGAACAAUGAAACACUCGUGGUUGCGGUGUCAAAGGUUGACAAUAAUUACAUUGUUCCUGUCUGCAAGAUUCCAUUCUACGCAAACCACACUUGCGAAGUUUCGCACUCGUCUGAACAAUGCAGUUGUGUGAACGCCAGUCAAGCUCGGUUUCAAGUGCAGGCAUCGCAGUCGGUGGCUGGUGUGUACAUCUGGUCUGUGGGUGAUGCCACGACACGAAACGUCAGGGAUGUCAACAUAACCUUUCGUAUUUCGAGUGUGAUACCUGAAGUGCCUGGAUCAUCAGCAGGAAACAAUUGGCUCGUAAAGGCCGCCAUCAUAGGAAGUCCUGUGACCUUCAUCCUGUUGACGUCUGCUGCAGUUGCGUGCAUCGCAAGGCGACAACGACGACGGCGAGGAGGAGAUGACGAUUGUGGUGCUGAUGCCUCGAAUCCUUCAGACUUCGAUAACUGUCCUGUUCACGGGCACCCUGAGUGGUCAGGGGACUUCCAAAUCGUACGGGAGGAAAAUACUUACGACGACAUCAUGUCCAACACGUCACACCACGUCUAUUCUGGAGAUAAUCGACAGUCUGAGCUCCCAGUAACCUACCUGGAGCCUGUCUAUCAAAAGAACUGCAAAAGGGAACUGGGGAUUCCUGCUGGAGCUGUCUAUCUUAAGCGAUAAGCAAUCUCCAAGGAUUAUUAUUAUAUUACCUCUAGAAAUGACCCUGUAAAUAUUUGACCCCAGUAAACAGCUGGAAGCAGCACAAGCCAGGAGGAGAAAAUUGCUGACCAAAGAAUUGGCAAGACAGGAAAAAAUGGACGUUGCCGUUCGUCCACAAGGGGCAGCGCCAUUUGUCUACAACGUCUGUCUCUAGAGGCGGUAUUUAUGUUUUGGACAUUCGCAGAAAAUUGGUGCUUUGUGUGGAUUUAACGAACGUCACUCUCCAGUGAGUGCUGCUGAAAUUAUCGCGAGUGCAGUGGAACAUCAGUCUCCAAGGACUGUAGAUAACAGGACCAGUAGUACAAUCUGAAGUGUGACCAUGUGCAGAACUAUAUAUCUUAGUAUUCUUCUAUCUGACAAUGAAAAUGAAAAGAGGAGAUGUUCUUUUUAAGACUGUGUAUACUUGAGGUGUUGUUAUUUGCAAAGAGUAACUUGUUGGGAUAUAUGUUAAUUGAGUUAUUGUUCCUUUCUAUUUGAAUCCCGUAGGACUUUUCGUAUCACUCCUUCAGCAAUUUUUUUUAUAAUUUAAUUUAGACAUUACCUACAAGAUGUAGAGUUAGUUGGCUUGUUUGUAACGGAAAAGAACGUGGUAAAGUCUGGGUUACUUGCGUGAUUGUUGAGAGCACGUCAUGCACAUACAUCAUAGCAAUAAUUUUGACACGAAAUCAAGAAAACAUUUUUUAAACUAUUAAAUGUGUUCUUCACGAAUCCUUCAGUGUUUCCUU
Molecule: messenger RNA, 2376 nt
Organism: Pomacea canaliculata
Lineage: Eukaryota; Metazoa; Mollusca; Gastropoda; Architaenioglossa; Ampullariidae
Exons: 5
Coding region: 764-1612 (282 amino acids)
Source: RefSeq, a predicted model, not a curated record